Molecule: messenger RNA, 1567 nt
Organism: Salvelinus sp. IW2-2015
Lineage: Eukaryota; Metazoa; Chordata; Actinopteri; Salmoniformes; Salmonidae
Product: fibulin-7
Molecular function (GO): calcium ion binding
Source: RefSeq, a predicted model, not a curated record
GAAGAGUAAACCCUAUAUUCCAUAAAGUUUUGCUUUGGCAUAUUGUCUGACAUGUGAAGGAAUUAAUAGCAUUUCUCACAAAUACCACUGAGGUGCUUAUAAGCGCAUUUUACACACUGGAAAUUCACUGUACCCGGAAGAUACCCAACCUAGCACGCUUCGGGACUGAGUGUAUUCGCAGUACAGGAUUAACUGAAAAUGAUUUGCAUGCACGCUGUCAUUGUGUUCCUGUGUCUUUGUCCAAUCCACGCUGCYUUUGGGCAGGACUGUCCCAGCAGGCAGGACAUGCAGAGCUCCCUAAAGCAGGUCCAGAAGCUGCUGUCGACCCACGAGGCUGCAUAUCUUCAGAGCCUCCGCACCCUGAGGAAGAAACUCAACUUGCUACAAAACACAGCCACCAAACAGACUGGCAAAGCAAACAAUGAUACCUGUCUAAAGCUGGACACGCCUGCCAACAGCAGGAAGUUGGGAAAGGCGCAGACCCCAGGUCACGAGGUUCACUUCCUGUGUGAUGRGGGUUAUGAGUUGGUGGGAGCAGAGAGCAGGAUGUGUCAGGAGAGCCUCACCUGGAGCGGCCAGCAGCCCACCUGCCGCAACAUAAAUGAGUGUGCCUCGUCUCCCUGUCUGAACGGGGGGACGUGUGUGAACGAGGUGAACCAGUUCUCCUGCACGUGUACCAAAGGCUGGGCCGGAGCCACCUGCCAGAGCCCUGUGCCAACAUUCUUUGUCACCAUGACGAACACCUCGUCUGCCACCUCCUCUGCGGCUGCUGCCAUCUCUCCCCCGGRUGUGACUGUUGGUCRGUUUUUCCGUUCAUCUCACUGUACGCAMGUCCAGGGCACCACCCACUGCACCUGUGACCCCGGAUACACCAUCUCUGGGCGUGACAGCACCACUUGCAAAGACAUUGAUGAGUGUGAGUUGUUCCACAUGGGUCAGGCUGGCCGGCUGUGUUUACAUGCCUGUGUUAACACCCCUGGAGGCUACCGCUGUACCUGUCCCGCUGGAUACAAUGUCACCCGUGAUGGACGCAACUGCAAAGACAUAGAUGAGUGUGCCACCAGACUGAAUAACUGCACCCGGGACCAGAUGUGUAUAAACACCUACGGAGGGUCCCAGUGUGUACGUGUGGACUGCCCCCGCAUACGAAACGCCACCUACAGCAAAACCUCACCCCUGRGUUGUGAGCGUAACCCCUGCUCUGUGGACAACAAGGUGUGCUCUCAGGCCCCUAACUCCAUCUCCCACCACUACCUGUCUGUCGUAUCCAACCUGUCGGCACCACGCACCAUGUUCCGUGUGUCGGCCCUCCGCCUCAUCGGCGACACGCUGCGUUUCUCCCUGCUGGGCCGCGGGCAGGCCCGACGGCAGUUCACGGUGCAGCGGUCGGACCGCCAGACAGGCCAGCUGGUGCUCGGGAGCCCGGUGCAAGGCCCUGCUACACUGGAGGCAGAGGUGGAGAUGACCGAGCUGGAGGAAGGGGUCCAGCUGGGGCAGUACAUCACCAAGAUCACCAUGUUCAUCUCCCAGUACGAGUUCUAGAGAGGGAGAGAGGAAGGGAGGGAUG